This is a messenger RNA of Camelina sativa (false flax), 1067 nucleotides long. Its product is annotated as transcription factor MYB48-like. Gene Ontology annotation, cellular component: nucleus. Lineage: Eukaryota; Viridiplantae; Streptophyta; Magnoliopsida; Brassicales; Brassicaceae. Gene Ontology annotation, biological process: regulation of DNA-templated transcription. The record is from RefSeq and is a predicted model, not a curated record. Gene Ontology annotation, molecular function: sequence-specific DNA binding; DNA-binding transcription factor activity.
CAAAGAAUGCCAUGGUGAACCAAGCUGAGAAAGAACUUUUUACUAACAAAAGAACGAUAAAGAAAGAGUGGGAGAGAGAUGAAAAUGAUGCAAGAGGAAAACCGAAAAGGUUCAUGGACAGAACAGGAGGACAUACUUCUGGUAAAUUUCGUUCACUUAUUUGGAGACCGACGAUGGGAUUUUAUAGCAAAAGUAUCAGGUUUGAACAGAACAGGAAAGAGUUGCAGGCUAAGGUGGGUUAAUUACCUACACCCUGGUCUCAAACGUGGGAAGAUGACCCCUCAAGAAGAGCGCCUUGUCCUUGAGUUUCACGCAAAGUGGGGAAACAGGUGGUCAAAAAUAGCUAGGAAAUUGCCGGGACGAACCGAUAACGAGAUAAAGAAUUACUGGAGGACUCACAUGAGGAAGAAGGCUCAAGAAAAGAAGCGUCCUGCGUCACCAACUUCCUCAUUUUCCAACUGCAGCUCUUCAUCUAUGACCACUACCACCACCAACACUCAAGAAACAUCGUGCCACUCUCGUAAAUCUUCAGGGAAAGUGAGCUUCUACGACACUGGAGGAUCCCGAUCCACGGGGGAUAUGAUGAACCAAGAAACCGAAGAUGUAUACUCAAUGGAUGACAUAUGGAGAGAGAUUGAUCACUCCGCGGUAAACAUAAUAAAACCAGUUAAAGACAUCUACUCAGAACAAAGCCAUUGCUUAAGUUACCCAACUCUGGCUUCUCCAACAUGGGAAAGCUCAUUGGAUUCUAUAUGGAACAUGGAUGCAGAUCAAAGUAAGAUGUCGUCUUCUUUUGCAAAUGAUCAGUUCCCUUUCUGUUUCCAACACAGUAGAUCGCCAUGGUCCUCAGGUUAAAAUUAAGAUUUAAUUCAUUGAGAUAUAUAAAUCUGUUUUAUACAUGUUAUAUAUAACUUAUAAAUAAAAUAAAUCCUAACGACUGUAAUAAUUUUGUUUGAUGAACACAAAAACAUCCCAAGUCUGGACUCUGUAAUCAUCCCAUAUAUGUGUGGUAAGUAACUAGCCUAAGUUUGUUUCUAGAUGAAUAAGAAUGAAGUCUUGUGAUCCCA